Messenger RNA from Xenopus tropicalis (tropical clawed frog), 4301 nucleotides. It is a transcript of the gene kirrel3, whose product is annotated as kirre like nephrin family adhesion molecule 3. NCBI's taxonomy places the organism in Eukaryota, Metazoa, Chordata, Amphibia, Anura, Pipidae. Gene Ontology annotation, cellular component: plasma membrane. The coding region runs from base 818 to 3139 and encodes 773 amino acids. The record is from RefSeq and is a predicted model, not a curated record. The transcript is spliced from 17 exons.
UUUCUUAAAAUUGUAUUUUUUCCUUAAAAUAAAGUAACCCAGGAGUGCGCAGCAGUAGCAGGUACUAUAUAGGUACUAGCAUUUGCCGCUUGGUAUUUAGUAGCUACACCUGCGUACGGUAUGUACCAAAGUGAUCCGUGCCGGAGCUGUCGCCGCUCUCCAUGUAGGAAGCGAAGGGGCACAUGAAACUGGUACAGCCAUAGUGUUCCAUCCGAGGAGGGGGAAUGUGUUCGUGCUAUGCCUGUACAGCUGCGAAAUAAAGGAAGGCUGAGCGGCACAGCCAUAGAAUACAAUCAGAUACGAGCGUGUGCAUCCGAAUAAACCUUGCAGCUUUUAGGUUCCCCCAGCCCUGAGGUGCGUGUGGGAAAGGCUGCGCGUCUACCUUAUUCUGUGCUCACAAAAGCAAAGCCUUUCUCUUCUGUCCUGAACCAUGUUAUUCAAAUAGGCGCUAAAGGAAGGGAGGGCGGCAGUAGGCUCAAGAGCAUCACAAAAAUCACGCAAUGAAGAUGGCAAUGAUGAAGUGAAAGGGCUCCCGUUGUAAGGUCCCUGCCUUGCCAAGCCUCCGCCUGCCCGAGUGGCUGCCUGGCGGUGGGAGGAGCUGAGUUGUGUGGCAGCAGAAGCCUGAGAGAGCCAGGCUGGGAUGCAGCUGGGGACACAGUGCAUGUGCUGUACGGGGGACCCGAGGUGGCUGCUGCUGCUGCUGGAGGCAAUUUGAGCCAGACACAGACGAGAGAAGGGGCCACCUUGUCCCCUGACUGGGGAGGUGGGGGAGACAGAAUCCUGCGGUUGCCCACUUUGCUAAUCUCUGCCCGCUGUGAUGCUGCUGGGCACGAAACCUUCCCGGUUGGACCUGCUGCUCCUUACUUGCAUCCUGCUCAGCCGAGAAUCUGGUCUAACGUUAGGAUUUAUGUCAAAAGACAAGUUCCGGAAAAUGUCUGAAGGCCAAUCAUCUUUCACUCAGCAGCCACAGGACCAAGUAGUGGUAGCUGGGCAACCAGUCAGCCUCCUCUGUGCCAUUCCAGGUUACCAUGGGCUUUUACUCUGGAUAAAGGAUGGACUAGCCAUAGGAGUAGGACGAGAUCUUUCUGGUUAUCCUCGCUAUUCAGUUGGCGGUGACCAUUUGUCUGGAGAACAUCAUUUAAUGAUUCAACGAGCAGAGCUCCAGGAUGAUGCCAUGUAUGAAUGUCAGGCAAUCCAGGCAGCUAUCCGAUCCCGUCCAGCCAGGCUUACAGUACUGGUUCCUCCUGAUGAUCCAGUAAUUACCGGUGGACCAGUAAUUAGCAUCCGAGCUGGUGACCCACUAAAUCUGACUUGUCAUGCAGACAAUGCAAAGCCAGCAGCUACCAUUACCUGGAUGAAGAAUGGAGAGGUCUUAAAUGGAGCAACAUAUUACAAGACUCUGCUGCGGGAUGGAAAGAGAGAAAGCAUAAUCAGCACACUCUUUGUAUCAUCAUCAGACAUAGAAAAUGGUCAGACCAUUACAUGUCGUGCAACGAAUAAAGCUGUACCUGGAGGAAAGGAAGCAACAGUAACAAUCAACAUCCAACAUCCACCUCUGGUCAAUCUAACAGUAGAGCCACAACCUGUCUUGGAGGAUAAUGUGGUGAAGUUCCAUUGUGCAGCAAAGGCAAAUCCUGCAGUCACUCAGUAUCGGUGGGCAAAAGGUGGCCAGAUUCUCAAAGAGGUGACGGACGAAACCUAUGAAACUGUUGUUGACUUUUCCUUCUUCACUGAGCCAGUGUCCUGUGAGGUUACAAAUGCCUUGGGCAGUACAAAUGUCAGCAGAACUGUGGAUGUAUACUUUGGGCCUCGAAUGUCAUCAGAACCAGAAUCUAUCACUGUAGACCUUGGAUCAGAUGCAACAUUUCACUGUGCUUGGAUCGGUAACCCUUCACUCACUAUUGUAUGGAUGAAGCGUGGCUCGGGCGUGGUACUCAGUAAUGAAAACACGUUAACAUUAAAAAAUGUUCGGCAAGAAGAUGCUGGGAAGUAUGUCUGCCGAGCUGUGGUGCCACGUGUCGGUGCUGGGGAGCGAGAUAUCUCUCUGACAGUAAAUGGUCCUCCAAUCAUCUCCAGCACACAGACUCAACAUGCACUGCAUGGGGAAAAAGGGCAGAUCAAGUGUUUUAUCCGCAGCACUCCACCUCCAGACCGAAUAGCCUGGUCAUGGAAAGAGAAUGUUCUAGAAUCAGGGACAUCUGGACGAUAUACUGUAGAGACAGUUAGCACAGAUGAGGGUGUUAUCUCAACUUUGACCAUCAGCAAUAUAGUGCGAGCUGACUUUCAAACAAUCUACAACUGUACUGCAUGGAACAGCUUUGGAUCUGACACAGAAAUUAUUCGUCUUAAAGAGCAAGGUCCGAACAUGCAGUCAGGAACGAGUAUGGAACCAGAGUCUGUGCCAGUUACUGUCAUUAUCGGGGUUGCGGUAGGAGCUGGUGUGGCAUUCUUGGUUCUCAUGGCAACCAUUGUUGCAUUUUGCUGCGCACGGAACCAAAGGAAUCUAAAAGGAGUGGUAUCAGCCAAAAAUGACAUACGUGUUGAAAUUGUACACAAAGAACCAUCCACAGGGAGAGAGACAGAGGACCACUCGACAAUCAAACAGCUAAUGAUUGACAGAGGUGAAUUUCAGCAAGACUCUGUUCUUAAACAGUUGGAAGUCCUAAAAGAAGAGGAGAAGGAGUUCCAGAAUUUAAAGGAUCCCACCAAUGGCUAUUACAGUGUCAACACUUUUAAGGACCACUCUACUCCAACUAUCUCUCUCUCCAACUGCCAGCAAGAUCUUCGGCCUGCCAACAAGCAAAGAGUUCCCACAGGAAUGUCUUUUACCAACAUUUAUUCCACACUGAGUGGCCAGAACCGUCUAUAUGACUACAGCCAACGUUUUGUCCUGGGUAUGGGGAGUAGUUCCAUUGAGCUUUGUGAGCGUGAGUUCCAGAGGGGCUCCAUGAGUGAUAGCAGCUCAUUCCUGGACACUCAGUGUGACAGCAGUGUCAGCAGCAGCGGAAAGCAAGAUGGAUAUGUCCAGUUUGAUAAGUCUAGCAAGGCGUCUGCAUCCUCUUCCCACUACUCACAGUCAUCCUCUCAAAACUCUGACCCAAGCAAGCCACUUCAGAGGCGAAUGCAAACACAUGUGUGAAAUACACUACCUGGGGCUCUUUAUGAAAGAUAUGGGGAGCAGAGGGCAGGGUAAGGAAACCAACGCGGGAUGGCACUUGUCCAUACUGAGGAAAAAGACUUCGGACAUUUUGAAGCCUACAAGAAAGGAACUGGCCUCUGUCUGAAAUAUUUAUUUAGUUUUAUAUUUAUAUGAGGAGAGGAUCUUCCUAUUGUAAAAAGCACUUUGUUCAAUGGAGUACAACAAGCCAUGGUUCCAUUAUUAAGUUGAGUGUUAACAGAAACAUUUUAUAAACUACUCCCCAAAAUGUAAAAUAUUAAUAAAGCUGAGCUCCUAAUUAUUGCUGGAGCAGUGGACGAUGUUUGUUUGAAUUAGGAAUCUAGCCAUUAGCAAGCACAAUGUUCAUGUAUUAAAACAUUAUUUAUAGAGUCAUAAAAGCCACUUAUAGGCAACAGAAAGCUAACAGAGCUUAUGACAAUGCCAAAACAAAAUAGAACGGGAACGUUAUGAAUGAAAUGCCCCAGGUCUUAUGACCAAUAUUCACAAGUCUGUUUUCUUUCAGAAAAAAAGAGAGUUUCAAAAUGGUGAAAUUUUCUAAAAUCAGCCAUUACUGAGGAAAGUAACUUUUCUCCAACAGUAAAGGUUUUGAGACAAACCUAUAUGUUUUAUAUAAUGAAAAAAUAUAUGAUAUAAAUGCGCAAGGAGCCAACAAAAUGCUGUAUAGAAUUGUUCCAGCUCUUUCUUAUUCUAGAUAAAUGAAGAGAAAAAUAUUAUCCCUCCAACAGAAGCUGCAAUUGGUGUAAGGCCCCGGCAGUGAAAAGGGCCCAUGGGAGCAAAUAAUUUGACUUUUCACAACAGAUAAGAUAUAAGUAUAAGAUAAUAGAUUUAUGAAAUUGUGCCACUGGAAAAUAGGUGGUGGGGCACAAUAAAGAUGGGGCCCUACACCCGAUUAUUUACCCAUUUUAUGUUUGUACUUCCAAAGCCUAGCAUCAUUUAAAAAGGAAUUAUACUUAAUUUGAAACAUUUGUUCAAUUCUUUUGAAGAAGUGUAUAUUUCCCUUAUAUCUCCUAAACAUAUGUCAGUGUCCUGAUCAAAACUCUGCUUCCCAAGGUCAAUCUCUUUUUAGGAAACAAAUAUGAUUGUCUUAUGUUUUAUUUAAUAAGAUCAUAUCAUGCUUGUCUCA